AUGGAGAGUGAAGAAAAUAAUUUGUCAGAUGCAAAAUAUUUGCAUGAACUUUCAAAAGAUGAUAUACUGAGUUUGGAGUUUGAUGAUUUAGAAGAUGUUUAUGAAUUUUAUAAAGCAUAUGCUUAUGCCAUAGGCUUUGGUGUUCGUAAAGAUAGUUGUAGGCGAAACAAAGAUGGAAUUGAAGUUAUGAAGCAUUUUGCUUGUUUGAAAGAAGGACAUAGGGUUGAAAAAUGGAAAAAGCUAGAGAACCGGAUGCGAGAACCUAAAAGUUCAUCUAGAACAGAUUGCAAGGCUAACAUUCGGGUCAUUCUAAACAAAGAUACAGGAAAAUGGUAUGUUUCACAUUGUGAACUUAAACAUAAUCAUCAUAUGGUAAAUCUCGCUCAAAUAGGUUUCAUUCGUUCGAAUAGGCAUAUUAAAGUAGCUGAUGUCUGUGAAGCAAAAGCUAUGAAAGUUGCAGGUAUCAAAACAUGUCAAGUGAUGAAUGUUUUUGCAGCUCAAGCAAGGGGCAUUCAAAAUGUUGGUUUUACGCAUAAAGAUUUUUAUAAUCGUAUGGUGGCUGAAGAACAUGCUGAGGUAAAUGAUGGUGAAGUUCAAGUGACGUUGUUAUAUUUUGGAGUGAAAAAGGAAAUAGAUAGUGGAUUCUACAUGACGCACACGACUUAUGAUGAUAACAAAUUGAAGAAUUUAUUUUGGGCUGAUUCUGUAUCAAGAUCAAAUUAUGCUUGUUUUGGUGAUGUUUUGGCAUUUGACACAACUUAUAAGAAAAACACAUUUAAUUUGCCUCUUUUGGUUUUCAUUGAUGUGAACUAUCAUCAUAUGACCACCAUUUUUGCAUUAGCAUUGCUCACAAAUGAAGAUGCUGAAAGCUAUAUUUGGGCUUUAUCCACAUUUUUAGAAUGUAUGAUGAACAAAAAGCCAAUAUCUGUGGUUAUUGAUGAAGAUAGAGCUAUGAGAAAGGCAUUGAAAAUGGCAUUCCCUAGAGUACAACACAGGCUAUGCUCUUGGUAUCUUGCUAGUAAUGCCCAAGCAAACAUACCACUACCUGGAUUCGUUCAGAAUUUUAAAGCUUGCAUAAAAUCUUGGUGGACGAUUAAUAAGUUUGAAAGAGAAUGGAAAGAGAUGGUAAAAAAAUUUGCAUUACAAGGACAUCAAUGGAUAGAUGAGAUGUAUAAAAAGAAGCAUAUGUGGGCCCAAUCACACUUGAGUGGUCAUUUUUUCAGAAUAAUUACGAGUACAUCACGUUACGAAGGUUUGAAUUCUUUUAUAGCUUUUGUUGCAAAAGAGAGGAAGACGUUAUUGGAGUUUGUUAGAGCAAUUGAAGAUGAAAUUAAAAAUAUUCGAAAUAAUGAGAUUGGUGAAGAUUACAUAUCCAUCCAUACAGAGCCAGUUUCAAGCCAAAUUUUCAAAGAUAUUGAAAAGCAUGUUGCAAGUGUUUAUACAAGAAGAACAUUCAAAAAGUUUAUAGAUGAAAUGUGUCUACAACAAUUGUUUUAUCAUGAAUGUCGCAUUGAUGAUGUGCCAUCUAUACGGGUAUACCAUUUGAUGAAGUAUGGAGAUCUUUCUGAGCGAAUACGUGUGGAGUUUCAUGUAGAUGAUUAUAAAAUGCUCAUGUCUUAA
Messenger RNA from Theobroma cacao (cacao), 1620 nucleotides. RefSeq names its product protein FAR1-RELATED SEQUENCE 5-like. The record is from RefSeq and is a predicted model, not a curated record. NCBI's taxonomy places the organism in Eukaryota, Viridiplantae, Streptophyta, Magnoliopsida, Malvales, Malvaceae.